Messenger RNA from Python bivittatus (Burmese python), 1602 nucleotides. The record is from RefSeq and is a predicted model, not a curated record. NCBI's taxonomy places the organism in Eukaryota, Metazoa, Chordata, Lepidosauria, Squamata, Pythonidae.
AUGCAAGAUGAAGUAAUGAAAGUACUAGAAACCAGGAAACUGAAUGCCAGCAGCAUACUGAAUAUUGUGCCUGAAAAACUUUUACACCAUAAUGUUACUCUGUCACUCUUGGUGACCCACGGACACUCUCACUUAGGUAUCCGUUUUCAUAAACACAGCCCGCACCUUUUCAAAUCAGUCAGUCGGUUAAGUAAACUAAUACCUGAUGAAUAUGUGGAUGUGAAGUGGGCUGAUAAAAAUGAGCUGGAGAAGCUGUACAAGUUAGCCAAUUUGCUACAGGUGGCUCUCAAAGCAAAAAUAGCAGAAAAUGAAGAGGAGACUCAAGAGAUAGAGGUUCAGAAGGAAUUGCCUAUAGAAGUUUCGGAAGAUUCUGGGGACAUCAUCCUGAUGACUAAGAGCCAUCUGAAAAGGAUAAAGAGCCAUCUGAAAAGGAUAAAGCGAGAUCGCUGGCUUGGAAAAACUCCAAGGGGAAAAGAGUCAUUUCUUAGGUUGCACAGAAAAAGGCGAGAAUUUGCAAAAGCCACCAGACAAUUUGCAGGAGAGCAAGGAAAACUAGAUUCACAUAUCAUGGCUGAAAGAUGGAGGAAGCUAGCAAGGGGACUAGAACCUCAGAGGUUUGCUUUGCCUAGCAGGCUUCAUCAAGCAGCGCUUCAUUCCCUACAGAAGCGCUCCAUUUUCCAUCUUCCAACUAAGCUGCCUCCCUUGACUGCUUCUGUCAUAGUAGACGAUGGUGCUGAGGACCUGGCAGGUAAAGUGGUCAUUAUUCUGAAAGCUGCCAACAGAUCGGCAAAGCCCAGCAAUGUAAAGCACAAUCUGAUCAGUGAGCAGGAGAGAGAGGAAGAUACUCAGAAUGAACAAAACACAGAGAAUGUUUUGGUGAAAGGUCUAGAGCCUCAGGUAUCAAGUAAGGAAAACCUGCUCAACCACUUAAUAAUUGGAGGGAGCAAAUCUAGAAUCCCUACUGAUGACUCGGAAACUUUGAAUGAACUCUCACCUGAUAUAACAUUGUCCCAUGAGACACAUUGGGAGCAUCAUGAACAGACCACCUCUGCUCCCCCUUCACUUGAUUUUUUGCCAGCCACUGAUGACUAUUUGCUUCAGGGUGAUCUCUUUGAAGCUGAGUUGAACAAGCGGUUGGCAUCCCUCAUCCCAAAUGAGCCUGUCAGGAACCUCAUCUCCCAUGUGAUCCGUAUCCUGAAAAUGGACUGCACAGAACCCACUAUCCAGAUGGCUUGUGCUAAACUCAUCUCUAGGACGGGCCUUCUCAUGAAACUCUUCAGUGAGAGAGAAAACAUCCAGGAGGCAUCUGCUCUGUGGAAGUCCUACUUUUGGCCUGCUAAGAAUGAAGCCAACAUGACUACAGCAAGCUCCAGAAAAAUGCAGAAACCUUCUGAUGAGAUAGCAAGGCAGGGAAUUCCACAAUAUGGGUAUGGCAACAAGUUGCUGUUGGCUAUUUCGGUGACAGCGGUGAUAAUGGUUAUUAUUGCAGUAAUUUGUCUGAUUGAGAUCUGCUCUCAACGAUCUGCAAAAGGAAGGGAAGGAACCCCUCAGGAAAGACGGACUUUUCUGGGUAGAAAGAAGAAAGGUACACCAGAGAAACAG